Molecule: messenger RNA, 3140 nt
Organism: Misgurnus anguillicaudatus (oriental weatherfish)
Lineage: Eukaryota; Metazoa; Chordata; Actinopteri; Cypriniformes; Cobitidae
Gene: cbx4
Product: chromobox homolog 4 (Pc class homolog, Drosophila)
Biological process (GO): protein sumoylation; negative regulation of transcription by RNA polymerase II
Cellular component (GO): PRC1 complex
Molecular function (GO): SUMO ligase activity; SUMO binding
Source: RefSeq, a predicted model, not a curated record
CUCCCCCUCCCCGCGCGCCGACUGACGUCACGCGCCUGCCUCGGCGUAUUAUUGCGUGAACUAUUUUCUGUAGUAGCAGCAGCAGCAAGCAGACAGCUUUUCCAGUGCCCAUCGCUAACACAGAGACAAAUACACGCCAGAUUCAGAGAGGAGGGGUGAGCGACGAAUUCAUCUCGGGCCACGGCUGUGGCAGAGCGCGGAAAGAGCCAAGCCGUUGCAGCAACGAUUUGACGCGUGAAUUAGCCGCGAGCGGGUGACAGCGCGAGAAUGGAUCUACCUGCCGUCGGGGAGCACGUCUUCGCGGUGGAGGGCAUCGAGAAGAAGCGCCUGCGGAAGGGCAGGAUCGAGUAUCUGGUGAAGUGGCGGGGAUGGUCGGCCAAAUAUAAUACAUGGGAACCAGAGGAGAACAUUCUUGACCCGCGACUUCUUGUCGCUUUCCAAAACAGAGAAAGACAGGAGCAGUUGGUGGGAUAUCGCAAAAGGGGACCCAAACCUAAGCACACCUUGGUCCAGCUCCCAGCAUUUGCCCGUAGAUCCAGCAUUCUGGGUGGUCUCGAAGACACAUCGUUGGACGAGGAGAACCAUCCCAAACUGGACUCCUUUCAGAUCCAGCGAUCACGACCGCAGCACUACCAGCUUAACAGUAAAAAACACCAUCAGUACCAACCCAGCAAGGAGGUUCCAGCAGAACAGCACAUCAGUAGGAAAAAGAAACACUUCUAUCAGCUAAACAGCAAAAAACAUCAUCAUUACCAGCCAGACCCAAAGAUGUACGACGUGCCGUUCUCGGGACCCAAAGAGGCCAAGGGUCAAGACCCUUCAAACAAAGGGUGGAACCUCCCUCCAGCCCUACAACAGAAGUGGAUACGGAACAAAGACACUGGUUGCCUGAGCAAAGUCAAAGAUCUCUCUGUUGAGCUUAAGGGACUGCCGAAUAACAGUAACAAGGAAGACCGUGCACUUAAGACGAGCUCCAAAGCCAUUGCGCUUCCUAAUGGCAUCGGCAGUAAGAUGAAAAUCAUCAAGAAUAAAAACAAGAACGGCCGAAUCGUCAUUGUAAUGAGCAAAUAUAUGGACAAGGGUGUGCAUUCAUCUAAAGGAAAAAACAAGGGAGCGUCUGCAGUACAGACAGCAAAACACCAAGGGGAACCAACAAGGAACAAUCUGAAUACAGGCAAUCAGUCUGAUGGUGAAACAUUGGGUCAAGUAGAGGGCCACAAAAAUGGUUUUCUUGAAAACAUCAGCAAAGUUUCUUCUGCUGAUGAUGGUGUUCACGAAAAGUCCCACAAAAAGGUCGAACCUUCCAAACCUAAACCUGCAGAGACUGAACAAAAAGUGGACGCAGUAAUCGAUCGGAUGGAAAUAUGUGACGGUCAGCCGCUGCCCUCCAAACCAAUGUCAGUGGAGAAAGCUGUUCCAUCUCACAUGGACAUCAAAGUCAGUAACCGCAAGAGAAACCUGUCAGAACCCGGUGAGGAUGUGAGAGAUUGUAAGCAGUUUUUCAGCUGCAGAAGCAUCAGCGCUCCAAAUACAGUUCUCUCUUCUCCUCAAAGAGAACCCAUCAAUUUGCAUUACAAAAGCUCCCACACCGGCGAAGCUUAUGGUUGUGACUUUACAGACCCCAUCCUUGAGGAGCCCAUUGACUUAAGUUGUGGUCCAACAAGAACUUCAAAACAGCUUCCCAUUGAAGCCCAUUCUCCUGUGGAGAAAGCAAAGGACAGCUCAGAGAAAGUGGACAACCAUUUCAAAUCGUUUCUGGGUAACGUUAUCAUCACGGAUAUCACCACAAAUUGUUUAACCGUGACCUUUAAGGAAUAUGUUCCCGGUGAAUAAUAGCAAGUGGAUUCUCAUCAGUUCGACUGGAUGUAUUUAAGAUGCAUUGAUGCAUCAUAGCCAUUCCAUUUAACAAAUAAGCAUAUAUAAGGUUUAUUUGUUUAAAUGUCAAUGAUGGGUUUUGUAAUGCAUACAAUUCAGAUGAUUUGCUGCAGUUUCUUAAAGUGUAACUUUGGGACAGUAAAUAAAAGCAUUUUUGUAUAAUAGACAGUGUAAUACCGCUUUGAAUUAUUAGGAAUUUGUACCUACCUGAGAAAAUAACUGGCUAAUAGAUAGCACACUAGUAAAACUGAAGAACUAAAGCCUAACAUUUAAUGCACUUAUCCAGUCUUUUCAAUGUCUGUGAAUAUAACUGUUGGGUAGCUAAAUAUACAUUUUUUUGAACUAACAGACACUCUAUAGUCACCCGUAAAGACUUUUUCUUCCACUGUUUUGGAUUUAAAACAUGUUCAGACUACAUAUAACCAACACAAUCUCAUGGGAAUUCGUACGUAUUUUAUGAAUUGGUUAAUUCUUAUGAAUUUAUACAAUCAACUUUGUAGGUUUUUGAAUGAUUUGCUUUCACCCCUGUUAUGUUGGGUUUAGGGGUGGGGUAUAAUUAUUGUUUUUUUUUUCUAAUUGUAAUUCAUACGAAUUAGCAAACUUGUACGAAUUCCCAUUUGAUCAAGUUGAGAACUAUAAUUUUGAGUUGCUUUAAAAGGUGUCAUCAUAAAUGUUUAAAUAUACUUUAAAAGUAUAUUUAGUGUAACAGAUCUUGUUUUGCUUUUGGAUGAAAUAUUUUACUUCCAGAUGUUGUUGACCUGUGAGGUCUUUCUUGUUCAAUGCCAGAUAAAAACUGGAUUGUUUGAUGUUCCCUACCCUUAAAACGUUUAAGUUGCACUUUAUCGUCUCCUGGACAUAUUUUGUAAUUACAUUCAUUAAAACGUUAAUAAAAGCUACAUCUAACCUUCAUGUGGAAUAAUUCUAUUGCAGCCGUGUGACCACAGCCACAGAUAAUCUGACCUGUAUGUCCUGUUAUAUGAUUAAAGAUCUUAGGAUUGACAGUAUAAUGGACGUAUAUGUCCAUUAUAAUGGACAGUAUAAUUCUGUAUUGGAGUCUGUUUACUUUCAAUACAAUGUAGGUACCUGCUCAGAUACUUAUAAUUGUUAACAAUUUAAAAUUGUAAUAUACAAUUUUUGUAAUAAUAGUGUCAGGGUUAUGGGUAUUUUAUAUGCAUGUAAUUUUAUACAUAAUACACCUUGAAUGAAAGUGCUUCUUAAAUCCAUGUGAAAAUCCCUUCAACAAUAAAAAUAUGUUUUGCAAUGUA